AUGACGCGCCCCGUCGAUCAGGUCGUUGCGCACCCCGUUACGUGCAUCGCUGGCGCGUCGCUCGCUCGUCGCCCCACCGGCUCGAGGUCCCGCUGCUACUGCGCUAGCGACGACGAGCUGCGCGAGGGCGCUCGUCGCGCCCCACCGUUACAAGCCCCCCCAGUUCACCUGCGGACCCACGAGCAAGAGAGACAGCGGAUCCGCGGACCCGCCUUCAGAGAGCGAGCCAGCGGACCCGCGAACCUGCCUUCAGCAAGCCCAUCGACGGACCCGCCGACGGGCUCGUCACAGGGCCUGCCGACGGACCCGCCAACGAGAGCGCCAGCAAGCCCGCCUGCGACCCGCCACCUGCACCCGCGCGACCCGUUCUUGCCCCGCUUGCAUCUGCUGCGCCAGCUACUGCCGUUUCGUCCCGUUCCCGCCGCCCCACCCGGAACCCGAUGCCCCACCUCAACUGCCGUUUCGUCCCGUACCCGCACUGACCCUGCCCCUCCCCGUCCCUCCCUCGUCGCGCCUUCCCCCUCUACCGCGCUGCCUAUGCCGUGUUGGGCGGUGGUGGGUGUGGAGGACAGUGGGGGCGGCGGCGGCGGGAAUGGCGGGAGUUGCGGGAGUGGCGGGGUUGGCGGCUCAUGUGGGGAGGUGGGGGAGGCGGGGGGGAAAGGGGUGGUGGGUGGCUGUCAGCAGUGA
Closterium sp. NIES-65 is the source of this 687-nucleotide messenger RNA. Lineage: Eukaryota; Viridiplantae; Streptophyta; Zygnematophyceae; Desmidiales; Closteriaceae. The record is from the annotation of a GenBank genome assembly.